This is a messenger RNA of Drosophila sulfurigaster albostrigata, 1317 nucleotides long. Its product is annotated as caspase-like. The coding region runs from base 84 to 920 and encodes 278 amino acids. The record is from RefSeq and is a predicted model, not a curated record. Lineage: Eukaryota; Metazoa; Arthropoda; Insecta; Diptera; Drosophilidae. Gene Ontology annotation, cellular component: cytoplasm. The transcript has 2 exons. Gene Ontology annotation, biological process: proteolysis; apoptotic process.
AUUAGCAUUGCAAGUACAAUAGGAUUUCAGAUAUAAAUCAAAGCUUAAAGAGUACGGAUGUAAAUUACCUAUAAUAUUCAGAAAUGACAAACGUCAGGAAAAGAAGUGGAUGUGACUCCGGAAUUAUAGCGGAUAUAGUUUCUGUCACAUACAAAAUGACGCAUAAAUAUCGUGGCAAAGCAUUAAUUUUUAAUAAUGAGCACUUUGACGAUAUCAACUUAAGUCCCCGAAUGGGAACGCAUAUGGAUAGUGAGCGACUCGAAAAGGAACUACAACGUUUGGGUUUCAAAGUUCGCGAAUAUAUGGACUAUACCAAAAAGGAUAUUUUGAGUAAGAUCAAAAAGACGGCAGCGCGAGAUCACUCAGAAUACGACUGUGUUUGGAUAGCGAUACUUUCACAUGGUAAAAAUGGAUAUAUUCAUGCCAGGGAUGCGUUGUAUUCUGUCGAGGAUAUUUGGCGACCUUUUGCCGAAGACAAAUGUCCAACGUUGGCUGGCAAACCGAAAUUAUUUUUUAUUCAGGCCUGUCAGGGAGACCGUACAGAUCCUGGCUAUCCGCUGCUACAGCCCGAAAUGAUGGACAACGAAACUUCAUCGUUUAUGUGCUGUCGCAUGCCCAUGUGUAAGGAUUUCUUGAUCGCUUUCUCCACUCUACCGGGAUUUUGUUCAUGGCGCAACACCCUUGAUGGAAGCUGGUUUAUACAGAGUUUAUGCGAGGAACUUGCACUCAAAGGAUCAAGCUCUCAUCUUUUGACUUUAUUGUCUUGUGUAGCUGGACGUGUUGCUUUCAACUUUGAGAGUUAUAAUCCCUCAAACCCUACAAUGCAUCAGAAAAAGCAAAUCACUUUUACGAUGUCAACGUUGACUAGAAUUUUAUGUUUUCCUGACAAAAGCAACGAGGAAUUUGAACUUGAUAAAUGAAAUGAAGUAACCGAUGUUGAUGAUUCAAACACCACAAAAAUUUCCCUAUCGCUCUAAAAAUUUACCCCUUGCGAUUAUUUUAAACUAUCGGUGCUGCCAGCUAAUAUUUAAUUUUUUAGUACCGAUUGCGAUAUGGGAAAUAAACAACUGGCAACAUAUAUAAAUUAUAUUUUAUUAAAAAUGUAACUAUUUAACAUCCACCAUAAAUUAUUAAACUUGUUUAAUUAAAUGAAUUAAAUUAUGUAGCUAACAAUGGAAAUGGCAGCGCUGCAGUGUUGUAAAACGCAGCCAGUUAGCCGUAGACACUUCGUGUCUGUCGUCGGUCGCUCGUCGUUCGUUGUCGUCGUCGUCGUGUUGUGUGCAUUUCAUGAUAAACAAUUUAAAAUAAAUAACAAAA